AUGAGCACGUUCGAUUCGGCCGAGGGCCAUCGACGAGUCCACAUUAUCGAUGAUCUUCUGGGAGCUGUUUUGGUGCUUGCGGCGUUGGGUUUCAUGUUGCUACUCGAGCUCACACGAAGGCGAAUUUGCGCUGUAUACCAGUUGGCGUUCGUACUCUGUGCCGUCUGCACGUUCUUCAUCUUUGGUGGAAUCGUGGAUCAUCACUUGACCAACGAACAGCUCACUCUUGCGCUCUACGGCUCCUACCUGUCCAGUUCACUCACGACGUCGUACGUGUAUCUGCCAACAUUGGCGGCGCUGGGUGUUUCGUUCGCUGCACUUGUCCAGCUGUCGCUCUGUUCCUGUCAGUGCUGCUGUCUUGUGGGUGCUGCUAGCGUCUCGCACGGUAACUGCUUCGCUGCGCGGAUACGAGCCAACACGUCGUUAUACAGCACCAGCUUUGUUGCGCUCAUUGGAGCAAUCGGUGUAAGGCUGAACGCGAGGUUACGUGAAUCGGCCAUCAACCCACACGGUGGAACUGUACAUUGGUCCUUGCUGCGUGCUCCAUUUUUCUUGGCCAUGGCGCAUAUCGGAAGCUUGCUGUUCGUAGCACUCAAGCUCUUCUUGCAGCAUUUCAUGCUAGAUCAAGUGCCGGCAACAACAGUAAAAGACUUGGCACGCCCACCGCCGGCAUCUGAAAAGCUCCCACCAAUGUCCACGUCGUUGGAGAAGAAGGUCAACCGAACUCGAAGUCCGACAAAUUCUUCUGCUGCAGCGGCGCUAGCUGAUGCACUCGCGGCUCGUGAAGGGCAACGUCGCGAGUUGCAACUUUCAGUCGCAGCUUCUCCAGAUCGCGUCAAACGUUCGAACAACAACAACGAAGGCGACGUAUCUUCACUCAUUAGCAGCGACAGCGAGAAUGACGAUGAAGUAUUACAGCCAGUAUUUAAAAAAUCCGUGGCUGCUGCUGUUCGUCGAGCUGCGAGUCCACACCGGUCAGCGUAUUCGGGAUACUCCUCAAGUCCACCAGCGUCACCAACAUCUUCGAUCGAUUCGACCCUAUCGACAUCCCCAAUUGCUAGAGCACGCGCGAGGUUAUACCGUAACGGCAGCACAACCAGCGAGUCAGUCGCCUGGAGUGACUACGAAGACACAUUAGAUAGACUAUCGGCUCGAGAUUACUACAGCGAUCGCCCAUCGACGGCAUCGUCCACGUCCACCGCUUCAAUACACGGACUACGCCGUCGUGCCAAGGCCGCAAACAACUCAUCUUCGUCGAUGGCUUACCGACAUUUAACAGCGCUGCCGCAGCUCGUAGAAACAAGAGCACAAGCGCCAUCUGACUCACCGUGGAUACCGUGUGUCGACCCUGCCAGCGGGAGCACGUACUACUACAAUCAACAAACCGGUGAAAGUCGCUGGGACCUGGUUCAGCUCUAA
Messenger RNA from Phytophthora nicotianae INRA-310, 1419 nucleotides. RefSeq lists its product as hypothetical. Gene Ontology annotation, molecular function: protein binding. NCBI's taxonomy places the organism in Eukaryota, Oomycota, Peronosporomycetes, Peronosporales, Peronosporaceae. The record is from RefSeq and is a predicted model, not a curated record. Bases 1 to 1419 code for a protein of 472 amino acids. The transcript has 3 exons.